Molecule: messenger RNA, 1341 nt
Organism: Aaosphaeria arxii CBS 175.79
Lineage: Eukaryota; Fungi; Ascomycota; Dothideomycetes; Pleosporales
Exons: 1
Coding region: 1-1341 (446 amino acids)
Source: RefSeq, a predicted model, not a curated record
AUGGCUAUCUCCAGGCCCCAUCAGCCUUCCGGCCGCCUUCAUAAGCGCGGCAGCUCGGCCUCUUCCAUUACGAGUCCCUCCAUGCUCAGCCCUCUUUCCGACAACCAGGCCUUUGUUUUUAACCGUUCCGAGACCCCAAAGGUUACCUACGAAGAACCCUGGAAUGAAGUCAAGCGACCCUUGCCCAUGACCCAUACAUCCUCAUCACAUCAGCUUAAGAUUAAGCCCUACCUGCGCAAAUUCUCGUCAAAGGAUACCAAUGCGCUCGACCUCUCCAGGCCCGCCGCGGAGAACGAGGGCCUCGCUGGCCUGGGUAUAUCCGACUAUAGCAACAACAGCACCAUCGAUGGAUACUCACGCUCUGUCGCCGAUGUCAAUUUCACCUCUGUGAAUCCUCGCAACCGCCAUGCCCGAACCACGUCGAAUACCUCCCAGUUCUCCACAUCCUCCAGCCUACACCGUCCGGCCGCCCCCUAUAUGCCACCCAUCCGCCAGACCCCUCGACCCUACACACCACCAAUCUCCAACUCGACACCCGCAUCCCUCUUCGAUAGGAACGAGAGCGAGGCCUACGACGUCAUGUCUGACGAGGAAGUUCGCCUGAAGCAAAACACAGUCGACCCCGCCCGACGAUCGGGUUCGCUAUCUUCCAGUGCUCCAGGCAUCACCCCGGCCCUUCGCAUCCACACCAACAGCUCUACCACCCGUCUCGGAGGAAGCUACUCUCCGUCGUCCGUCUCCCUCACCUCUCCCAUCGCGCAGUCACGAUCCCGUGGCGAUACGCUCAAUUCUCUAGAGAAGGCCACUUCUCCCAGCUCGCGAACCUCGUUCGAUAAAGCCUUUGGAUUCAUUCGCAAUGGACGGGAAUCCCCUGUCGAUCCCGCCUCGCGUGCGGCUUCCAUUCAGGCUGCACGAGCCGCUUUCCAAGAGAAGGAGCAGGCAAAGGAGUUGAAGCACAACCGGGAUGUUAUGAAGCAGGUGGAGCGGGAUACGAAGAAGCAGAUCAGAAAGGAGGAACGCCAGCGACGGAAGUCGGAUGCCCGGGAGAGCAAGGAACAUCAGCGCAAACGAAGCACUUCCGACCAGAACGAGAGAUCUUCCAGGCCCUCAAUCGGCGGGCGCCCUUCCAUUGGGGGUAGGCAAUAUUCAGAUCACCGGCAGGCGCAUACCCUUUCUCUCCCGGCCUACGUUCCAGCCGUCGAUAACGAGAAAUUCGCUACACCCCAGCACUACUCUGCGACCGUGACCAAGUCUAAGGCCGCGAAGGGGCGCUGGCAGAAAUUCAUCGCCUGGUUCCGAACCAGGAUCUUGAGAAUGUCCUCGGGUUUGCAAAAGCCCUGA